AAAACUCAUUCAUAGUCAAGUGGAGCACACAAUGUGAAGUAGUGACUGUCGAACUAACCUGGGUCAUAUUUUUCAUUUAAUCUAUGUUGCUCCCUCUGUCUCCACAGCUCAUGCUAGCUUUCAUGAAAGAUUUUGUUAUUUUACUAAUUUCACAAACAAUAUAAUUUUAAAUUCAGUACUAUGAAUUCUGUUUUAAAUCCGGAGGCUCCAGAAUUCUACCCCCACUUGACAUCGGUUACACAGGGUGGCUAUGUAUCAGUUAACAAAUCAAUCAAAUCAGUGAAUGCUAUGCCAUUUGGACAUGCAUAUGAUCUCUUCAAAACAUUUACUGACUUCAACAUUUUAACAUGCCAUUUAAGCGAAAAUGUAGUUCUCCAAUCGAACCAAAUAGUUGCAACCGAAGUACCAGCUGUGAAGUUAAAACUCAAAGAUCUCGAAUACAACACAGAGAAAAUUAUUGAUGUGAACGACAGUAUCAUAGACAGGAUCAAUAUAAACAUAGACAGUGAAACAGGUGUCAAUGAACCGAGCAACAAUUUCAUUAAAGGAAUCUUGACAAAGCCGAAUAUUUCAGCAUGGAAUGCCGCACCGGUCAUUGCCAAGAUCCAGGUGGGUUCUGCAACAUUUAUCGGUGCUAAAAAUAUUCCGCGACCUCAACUCAACUUCAAAGACCCGAUCGACAACUCUGAAAAUUUGUGGGUGCCAAAAAUAUCAGACAAACCAAACAACAUCAAGCCGCUGGCUCUGAACAUUCUAUACAACGACGAAGGCGAGGCAGUAGGGUACGAACACCCUUAUAAAGUUGAGUUGGAUCUUUACAACCCGCCCGCUCAAUUUAUCGAACCCGAUGCACAACCAUUCCCGUUCCCUGCGCCCCUGGAAGAGACGACCCUCACGUAUGUGGACACCGAGGAGAAGCUCGACGCCCUGGUCGCGCACCUCCACACCGUCAACGAACUAGCCAUUGAUCUGGAACACCACUCGUACAGGACGUAUCAAGGUAUUACUUGUCUUAUCCAAGUGACCACCAUUGAAGGAGGUGAUUUCAUUAUAGACGCGCUUGCAAUUCGUGAGCAUGUACACAAACUGAAUCUUGCAUUUACGAACCCGAAAAAGAUUAAAGUAUUCCACGGUGCCGAGAACGACGUGAUAUGGCUGCAACGGGACUUCGGGGUCUAUUUAGUCGGCAUGUUUGACACGCACCAAGCUGCUCUGGUGCUUAAGCUAUCUGGACUAUCACUGAAGCAUCUUCUCAUGAAGUACUGCCAUGUUAAUGCCGACAAGAAGUACCAGUUAGCGGACUGGCGCAUGCGCCCCCUGCCGGCGGAGUUGAUAGAGUACGCUCGCAUGGACACGCAUUACUUGCUCUACAUCUGGCGACAGAUGAAGGCCGAGUUGCUGAAGGAGGGCGAGCCUCACCUCCUGCUGUCCGUCUUCGAGAACAGCAGACAGAUCUGUGGAGCCACUUAUAACAAGGAGGUCGUGAACGAUUCCAGUCACAUGUCGUUAUUCGUGCGCUCCAAGAAAUCGUUUACCUCGCAGCAGAUGACAGCUCUCAAGAUGCUUUACAAAUGGCGAGACACCCAGGCGCGCUUGCUCGAUGAAAGUACCACAUAUCUUCUCCCCAACCACAUGCUCCUGGCUCUCGCCGAGACGUUGCCGCGUGAGGUGCAGGGCGUGAACGCGAUCUGCUGCCCCAUGCCGCCCUUCGUCAAGCAGAACCUGCUCACUAUACACAGAAUGAUACUGUCGUGCCGCGAGAUGCCGAACCAGCCGCAACUGUACCAGAUGCCGUCGAGCAUCAGGAACAUGGUGAACGCUGCCGCCAUUCAGCCCAUGAAUACGUACAACGUUCACGACCUCGCGCACUACGUCGAUGUGAGUGAAGAGAAUGCUAUCAACUUGGACCGCGCAGCUGAACUGUUAGAGGAUUGUAACACCUCGGAACCGGAGAUCGAAGCUUUCUUACCGCAGACGACCAUGAUAUCGUAUGGGACAAUCAUCUCGGAUUUGAACGCCGAUGCGAAACUAUUCAUUCCACCUUAUGAUAGAUACAGAAAAUAUCGUUCCCUAGCUCAGAUGGAAGAAAUUAAAGAAUUUAAAGAUAAGGAAGCGAAAAUUACGGCUAUAAGUAAAGGCAACGAAUUGAUCAAGGCUGAGGUCCUUGCGAAACUACAACAAGCGAAGACACAGGUCGAAAACGAAGGUCAGAAUGUCAGUGAAACGAAGGAAAUGGUAGAUGUUGGCGAAGUAGAUGACGCACUAAAGAAAACGCAACAACGCAAAAGGAAAAUAUCAACCGUAAAAGUAGAAAACAAAAAAUCCGCUGACAUUGUCACUGAGAACAAGAAAAAAGAACUACUCAACACGAAUCCACAACACAACCUGAAAACGUUUGCUUACAAAAACGUUGACUACAAAAAGUUUUAUAACAACACUAAUAAAGAACACAACCAGAAACAACAUAAAAUGAAAUUUAAAAAAUAUAAAAAGUAGUUGCAUAUGUUUAAGCGAAACUAUACAUUAAUAUAUAUAGUUCGUUUUAUUUA
This is a messenger RNA of Trichoplusia ni (cabbage looper), 2549 nucleotides long. RefSeq names its product exosome component 10 (gene Rrp6). The record is from RefSeq and is a predicted model, not a curated record. Gene Ontology annotation, biological process: nuclear polyadenylation-dependent rRNA catabolic process; exonucleolytic trimming to generate mature 3'-end of 5.8S rRNA from tricistronic rRNA transcript (SSU-rRNA, 5.8S rRNA, LSU-rRNA); TRAMP-dependent tRNA surveillance pathway. Gene Ontology annotation, cellular component: nucleolus; nuclear exosome (RNase complex). NCBI's taxonomy places the organism in Eukaryota, Metazoa, Arthropoda, Insecta, Lepidoptera, Noctuidae. The coding region runs from base 181 to 2496 and encodes 771 amino acids. Gene Ontology annotation, molecular function: nucleic acid binding; 3'-5'-RNA exonuclease activity; nucleotide binding. The transcript is spliced from 14 exons.